AUGCAGACGACACUCCUCCCAAUCUCGAUCUGUGACAAAAUCGACCGACGUGUCCGGAAGUUUAUUUGGGGCUCCACAGGAGAUAGCAGGAAAAUCCAUCUAGUCCACUGGGAAGGGGUGUGCCAAACGAAGAAAGAGGGCGGCCUCGGAUUUAGGAAGGCGCACGAGCUGAACCUAGCUUUCCUUGCUAAGCUAGUGUGGUUAUUCACUAAAAAGCCGGAUGAGUUGUGGGUGCAGGUGCUCCAGUCGAAGUAUUUCAAAACAGUUAAUGGCGUCCUAGUAGCUAAAUCGUCGGCCAGAUCCUCCAACCUGUGCAGAGGGAUGCGCAGAGCUUGGCCGGUGACAAAACUGGGAACUCUUAUGCGCCCGAAGGAUGGGAUGAGCACUAGCAUGUGGACGGAUCAAUGGGUGGAGACGGGUGUUGUGUUGAUGGACUAUCUGAAGGAAGACUCUCCCCCGAUCGAUCCUUGCACUCCUGUGACCGCGUUUGAGGAUAAUGGUAAGUGGGACCUCAAUAACCUCUCUCAAUUCUUACCCGAUGAGUUGCUUUUGAAGAUUGCAGGAGUUCAGCCACCGGUGGAGGGCGCUGGUGAGGACGUUCCAACUUGGGGACUGGAAGUGAAUGGUCAGUUCUCUGUGCGUACAGCCUAUUCCCUUGCGACGGACUGCUCCGACAAAGACGACGCCGCCAAGUGGAAGGAGAUUUGGAAGUGGCGGGGACCAGAGCGAGUUCGGCAUUUCUUAUGGCUGGCCAUGAGGGAAAGGCUCCUCACAAACAGCGAGCGCGCCAGGAGGAAACUCACCACGUCAACAGGAUGCGGAGCUUGCGGCUGUGAUGAGGAGACAGUCCUGCAUGUGUUGCGGGACUGUGAUUUUGCCAGGUUAACUUGGAUGCAACUAAUCCCACCUUCUGAACACCACCGGUUCUUUGGAGCUAAUCUGCAGGAUUGGAUCGAGCGCAACCUCCGAAGUGAGCACACUGGCCUUGACUUUGGCCUUACCUGCUGGUCUCUCUGGAAGACCAGGAAUGAUCGAGUCUUUGCAGGCAAGAUCACGACUACUGCAACCUUUCUUCAGCGCGUCCAAGCUUGGAUAACUGCCUUGGACAAGGACAGGCUCAUUCAUAUGCAUAAUCCGCCCAUGAGAACGGAGGUGGAUAUCUCGUGGAAGCCACCACCUCCAGAGUGGAUGCCUUUUGGCAUUUACUCUAUCACCCGGGCAGAGUUGAGGGGCGCUGUUGAAGGGCUGCAGUUAGCUUGGGAUGCUGGGUACCGGCGCGUUAUACUAGAGUUGGAUUCCGAAUGUGCCUGUCAGCUGCUUCGGACAUCCGACCUUAGUGAGCAUCACCACGUAGCCAUCCUGGAUAGAGCUCAGGAGCUGCUUCACAGACAGUGGGACGUCUCAGUCAACCACAUAUAUAGGGAAGGCAAUAAGUGUGCGGACUAUCUUGCGAGCCAGGGUCAUACUGUUCCUUUGGGGUUCCAUAUGUUUCCGUUAGCUGAUCCUAUGCUUUGUAACUUGACUAUGUACGAUAUUCAGGGGCUCUCUGAGUCCCGGGUGGUUUUGAAUGAAAGGUAG
Messenger RNA from Linum tenue, 1578 nucleotides. NCBI's taxonomy places the organism in Eukaryota, Viridiplantae, Streptophyta, Magnoliopsida, Malpighiales, Linaceae. The record is from the annotation of a GenBank genome assembly.